Molecule: messenger RNA, 2116 nt
Organism: Arvicola amphibius (Eurasian water vole)
Lineage: Eukaryota; Metazoa; Chordata; Mammalia; Rodentia; Cricetidae
Gene: Ppcdc
Product: phosphopantothenoylcysteine decarboxylase
Exons: 6
Coding region: 197-598 (133 amino acids)
Biological process (GO): coenzyme A biosynthetic process
Cellular component (GO): phosphopantothenoylcysteine decarboxylase complex
Molecular function (GO): phosphopantothenoylcysteine decarboxylase activity; FMN binding
Source: RefSeq, a predicted model, not a curated record
GAUCACGUAGCUUUCUCGCGUGCCAUUUAGAGACGGAGGGUAAGGGCGCCUAGAUACCGCGAUACUUGGGAGAAGCUGGAGCCGGGCUCUUCCUGUUCUUGCGCCAUUUGGCUGAAGUAGGACGGGGUCAGGGUUUGAGGACUGACAGAUUCUAAACCUGGGCUUUCUAGGCUUCCAGAAAGCCACCAGAUGCCACAUGGAACCAAGGGCCCCAUGCCCAGCUGCCAUACCCUCAAUGGAGAGAAAGUUCCAUGUUCUUGUGGGGGUCACAGGAAGUGUUGCUGCCCUGAAGCUGCCUCUCCUGGUGUCAAAGCUUUUGGACAUUCCUGGGCUGGAAGUCACAGUGGUAACCACUGAGAGAGCCAAACAUUUCUAUAGCCCCCAGGAUGUUCCAGUCACCCUCUACAGUGAUGCUGAUGAAUGGGAGAUGUGGAAGCGCCGCUCUGACCCAGUUCUCCACAUUGACCUCCGAAGAUGGGCUGACCUCAUGCUGGUGGCUCCCCUUGAUGCCAACACUCUGGGGAAGGUGGCCAGUGGCAUCUGUGACAACUUACUUGAGGCUCUCAGCUCCUCUUCCGCAAAGCUGCUGGUGACUUAAGCAUCAUUAGACUAAGAAUGUAGGAUGGGAGGAACACCACACUGAUGCUGUGACCAGGAGCAGUCUGGGUAGACAGAGAAGCAGAGCCUGGUACAGUAUGGUCUUUGCUGCCCAGAAGGACUGGGACUGGGCAGCUAGGCACUGAAACAGGUGAGAGAGUUGCUCGGCCAUGUACCCCAAACCCCUGGGCUUUCAUUGGCAGGUUAGCAGCAGCUGAUAUGGUAGAACACAUCAGCCUCAGAGCUGAACCCCAGCCAGCUCUCUUAGGGCUCUUCCUACCCUCUGAAAACGCAGGUUUCCCCUGCUUUUUGUUGUUAGCAUUAUUGUUAUUAUAUGCCAAGCUUUUUUUUUUUUUUUCAAAUAUAGCUGGUAGCUGAGCUGGAGAGAUGAUUCAGUGGUUAAGAAAACUGGAUGCUCUUCCAGAGGAUCCAGGUUUGAGUCCCAGCACCCACAUGGUGAUUUACAACUGUCUAUAACAAUCUGAGACCUUCUUUUGGCCUUCAUGGUCAACAGGCACAAAUGUGAUGUACAAACAUACAUGCAGUCAAAAUACCCACACACAUAUAAAACAAAUAUAAUCUCACAUAGCCCACUGGCCUUGAAAUCCUGAUCAUAUUGCUUUCCCUUCCCAAGAGACGGGAUCACAGGCAUGGCCUGAAGGCCUGGCUUCUACACUCCCUAUCUUUGAGGUUCUCUUCUUCAGGAUUGGCUGAACAGUGGAGCAUGUCUCCAAACUAACCAUUCUCCUCAAACAGCUUCACCUGAACACAGAUGUUUCAGAUAAUGUCCGGUGUUACGAUUUGAACUGUAAGCAUCCUUGGUUAUGGGGCUACCUUCUGCUCAGUGGGUAUCUUCUUAGAAUCCUGAAAGGAAACUCAGCCUGUUUCCUCUUUCCAAACCUCCUGUCUCCAUUGGAAAGGUGCUGGAGAGCAGCUUCCUGUUACGUCAUUCUGCAGUCCUGCUCUCCAGGCCCUCAUCCUAGGCAUGGCUGUCUCUCUCUGCUCUGGCCUCUCCUCUGCUAAGCUGUCAGGUCCAGAAAGAGGAGGUGAUUCCCCAGGCUUGACAGUCUGGCUCAGUGCAAGUCUCUUGACUAGGAUCCAGCCUUCUGCCUUGCCUGAGCAGGUUCCCAGGGGCAAGGCUGAAGCACUGAGCACGGUGCCAGCCACGGCUGUGGGAACCAGUGUCCUCCUCUCCCUUCCUAUGCUAGUUGCUUUAGAGGGGCUGUGGUUUGUCCAGGAAGCGCUGAGCUCCCUGUCACACACUGGGGAAGCAGUCCUGUCUGAGGAGGGCAGGGUUCUUGCUGUGGGUAGUGUGCUCUACUUUGAGAGUGCUUAGAACCCAGCCCAGUCCCAUCCCCACCCUGACACCAUCAAGGGCCUCCUCUGGGUUUACAGAAGCUGCAGGUGGCACAGAGCCAAGAGGAAGUGUGACUGGAAUUGUCCACUCAUAGCCAGGUUGUCGUAUUGGGAGCAGUUGGUGGAAAACCAACUCUGGUGUCUGGGAUGAUGCAAGCAGCCA